CUGGGAGGAGGACUAGAGGCAAACGAACGUGUCUGGCAUAGCUUGUCAGCUGUAGCGUUUCUGAACGCACUCGCUGAGGGUGAGAAAGAAAUCGAGGGUUGCAGGGGACCAAGGUGUCAAAGCGACAGGUCGUGAUUGCGUGCGCGAGCAGCUAACUCUCUCGAGCCCUGCGAGGCGCCCUUCUACGUCUGCCCUCUCUAUUCUCGGAAGCUUCCAUUUCUCCCCGGCACAUCUUUUUCUCUCCUGUAUUCCUUCUUUUAGAGCUUGAUUUCGCCCAAGAAGCGCUCCCUAUAAGAAGUGUUUUGUGCGUGUGGAGGCAAGCUACAGUACAGAACCACUCGUUUCCCCUUCCUCAUUCUUUUUUAUUUCCCCUCUCGUCUUUUCUUUUCCUCCUUCCUUCGACCUCCCGCCCACAAAGGAUCGCUAAGCACCGGAUGGAUUUGCCACGCGUCCUCAGCAUGUCGCCUCACAAAUGGGACCUGCGGUCGCUGUACCUGAUCGCGUUCGCAUCGGCUCUUCUCAUUCAACGCUCCACGGCAUAUUCUGUUAAGAAAAGCUGCACAACGCCAGAUGGCACAAAAUCAGAGGGCCAGGUCUGGUAUGACGACGCACGCUGCAUCAAGAUGACAUGCAUGCAGGGAUUUCCCGUAACAUCCAGCUGCGGGAAGCCGCAGCCGAGGGGCAAGAACUGCAGAGAGAUCCCGGGCAAAGGGCGCUUCCCCGAGUGCUGCACAAAGCUGCUUUGCCAGACAGGGCUAGCGCCCAGCAACAUGGGUUCAUUGACGCAACAAGCGAGGAGAAUACUGCUGGAGUCCGACUCGAAACCAGCGAGGGGUCCAGACCAAGUGCCUGCCAUGAAGCGUGCUGCUCCUGAGUCCAUGAAGCCGAUGGCCAGAAGUGGCCACAGCAGCGCACGAAGCUUGAGUCCUGGACUUAUCAAGAAGGUGUUAGAGAGAGGCCGCAACAGUGGCGCAGAGUCGCGUGCGGUCGAAGAGAUCAACAUGACGGAAUCAUUGCCCACGGUCGGUCUUGGCCGCAGUGACGCCGAAGAGCGAUCAGGACUGCCAGGGGACAUAAAAUAUUAAUAAUAAAUAUACUCGUCAUAACACCUCG
Molecule: messenger RNA, 1113 nt
Organism: Dermacentor andersoni
Lineage: Eukaryota; Metazoa; Arthropoda; Arachnida; Ixodida; Ixodidae
Source: RefSeq, a predicted model, not a curated record